This is a messenger RNA of Mercurialis annua (annual mercury), 1523 nucleotides long. RefSeq names its product putative PAP-specific phosphatase, mitochondrial. NCBI's taxonomy places the organism in Eukaryota, Viridiplantae, Streptophyta, Magnoliopsida, Malpighiales, Euphorbiaceae. The transcript is spliced from 10 exons. Gene Ontology annotation, biological process: sulfate assimilation. The coding region runs from base 67 to 1314 and encodes 415 amino acids. The record is from RefSeq and is a predicted model, not a curated record. Gene Ontology annotation, molecular function: 3'(2'),5'-bisphosphate nucleotidase activity.
AAUUAAAUCCUCUCUCUGUAUGUGAGGAAGAGCAACUGCCAACCAGCCAGUCUCGCUCACACUCCAAUGGACCUUCUACAUUCCUCCGCUUCUUCCUCCAUCGCCGUCCGAUACUUCCGCCUCCAUCACCACCGUCCUCCGUCACUCGCACCUCGACGCCGAACAUGUUUCUCUCCUGUAAGGUCAAGUCUUCCGUCUCCGAUUCGCGAGGCAAAGUACCGCCGUGAACUCGAAGCUGCCGUCGCAGUCGUGGAGAGAGCCUGUCGUCUUUGCGUAGACGUUCAAAAAUCUCUUCUAUCUAGCGAUGGAAGUAUAGUUGAAAAGAAUGAUCAGACUCCGGUCACUAUUGCUGAUUUUGGAGUUCAGGCUCUUGUCAGCUUAGAACUGGGUAAACUCUUUCCUAGUAUUCCCUUGGUUGCUGAAGAGGAUUCUGGUUUCGUACGCGCAAAUAAUCUGGUGGAUUCUGUUGUGAGUGUGGUUACUGAUCAUGCCAGCUCAGAGGAUAAACCAUUGGAACAUGAUAACGUCCUGGCAGCAAUUGACAGAGGUGGGAAGAAUCCUAUUGUUUAUGGAACAAAGCCAGCCACAUAUUGGGUACUUGAUCCAAUUGAUGGCACAAGGGGAUUUGUCAGAGGAAAUAAGGCCUUGUAUGUUGUAGGUUUGGCUCUUGUAGUCGAAGGAGAGAUUGUUUUAGGUAUUAUGGGUUGCCCCAACUGGCCAGAUAAUGUCUCCUACACAACCGCCAAUGAAGCUGGAAACUUUCUAUCUGGAUCCGGGACCCUUGUGGUUGCCCAUGUUGGCUGUGGAACAUGGAGAAGGGAACUAUCAAAUGCGCUCGGAAGAUCAGCCCAAGUUCUGGAUGGUUGGACUAGAUGUAUUGUUGAUGAAUGUCACUUAGUGCCUGGAGCAAAAUUUUGCCUUUCAGACAGUCAAACAUGGGAUUCAUUGCCGCUUUCAGCUUCAUUCAGUGCCACAAAUGACCCCGAUAGUGUUGGCAAUAAGGAGAUUCUCAUUCUGCCUACAUGCUGUGGAAGUUUAUGCAAGUAUCUAAUGGUGGCUUCAGGUAGGGCAUCAGUCUUCAUUCUUCGAUUAAAGGCUCAGAGAACCACAAAGGCUUGGGAUCAUGCCGUCGGCCUAUUGUGUGUUCAUGAAGCAGGAGGAAAGGUCAGUGACUGGAAAGGAGAACCACUUGACUUUACAGCAGAUCAAGUUGAACGAAGGAUUAUAUUCCCGUCCAGCGGUAUUCUUGUAACUAAUGGCAAAUUACAUGAUCGGAUACUUGAGACGAUCGCUUCCAGCUCAGCAAUUGUUUGACAGCAAUAACACUCGAGGCAAAUUGUCUGUUGGAACGCCGUGUGCCAAUGAUGUCUGUACAAUAAAUUUAAAAUCUCUCAUUUCUUUGUGAUACCAAUCAAUCAUGUGAAAUUCUAUAUGGACACUUUCAUUUCAGCUCUAUUGACCAAUCUGCUGUGAACACGUUUAGUUCAAAUUCGCAAUGACAGGGUUUACCUUAAGGUCCUUAA